This is a messenger RNA of Lactuca saligna, 387 nucleotides long. The record is from the annotation of a GenBank genome assembly. NCBI's taxonomy places the organism in Eukaryota, Viridiplantae, Streptophyta, Magnoliopsida, Asterales, Asteraceae.
AUGGCAGACGAGAGAGCUGGGGCCGAGAUUGUGUACGGUGCUGAAGAAUGUCAUCGCCAUUCCAUUGAUCUCCUUGAAGAACUCGGUUUCCCAAAAGGUGUACUCCCACUCAAAGAUCUUGUGGAGUGUGGGAGGGGGACUAAUACACGUGUUAGCUAUGCAACUGAAGUGACUGCAUAUAUUGAAAAACAUAAGAUGAAGAAAAUGACCGGAGUUAAAAGCAAACAACUGUUGAUGUGGGUGCCUAUUGUUGAGAUGAGUAUGGAAGAUGAAAAAAGUUCCAAGAUUUACUUCAAGAUUCCGGUUGGAGUUGGAAAAUCCUUUGCGGUGACUGCAUUUAUGACCGAAGAAGAGAAAAAGAAAUAUGUUCUUGAGCAUUCAAAGUAA